Molecule: messenger RNA, 1353 nt
Organism: Schizophyllum commune H4-8
Lineage: Eukaryota; Fungi; Basidiomycota; Agaricomycetes; Agaricales; Schizophyllaceae
Exons: 2
Coding region: 95-919 (274 amino acids)
Biological process (GO): regulation of DNA-templated transcription
Cellular component (GO): nucleus
Molecular function (GO): zinc ion binding
Source: RefSeq, a predicted model, not a curated record
CGGUCAUCCGAAGAUUGGAGACGAGGCUCGAGCGCCUAAUCUGCACGCUCAAAGCGCACUCAUUGCCUUUUCGCCUAAUAUCGCCCCAAUCGACAUGCAGCACACCCCUUGGACUAAAGGCUCACUCCCCUCCGACCGUAUCAAGCCGCGGUACAACAAUAAUAAGCACCAAGUGGGCGGUAGGGGUUCACCGAAGGGCAAGGAGCCAGCCGGACCACCAAGGAGUCGUGCGGUGCGCAAACUCGAGAAGCAGAUCGACGCAUUACGGUCGGCGAGAGGUGUAAAGGAUCCCUUGGGCGGCUGCUAUUGCAUGGCCCGCGAACACGCCUUAUCCUCCUACGCCCCUGCUUGCACUCAUUGUGGACUCAUACUCUGCGCGAUCAACGGCCCUGAAUAUGUCUGUCCCCACUGCGAGUCCCCUCUCCUCUCCCCAGACGCCGCUGCACGCCUCAUCGAGCGCCUCGAAAAUGAGGUCAACGCAACCCUCGCGAGGGAGGAAGCCGCCCUCGUCCGCGCCGAGGCAGAUGCCCGCGCACGCGCCGGAGCGUUCCCCACACUAUCUGGCUCUACUCCUCCGCUACGAACGCCCUCUCCUGCGCAGAAUCAAGCACACAAGGUGCUUUCGCUGAACUCGCGGACGAAGAAGGCGACGGUGACGACGUUCACGCCGGCACCGUCACCACCGCCGGCAGCGAAGCAAGGCUUGGAAGAGGAGGCUGAGCCGGAGGUCGUGCGCGUGCCGCCCCCGCUAUCCGAGCCGCAUCAUGCGAAGAGGAAAGUGGACGCGCAGAGGCCGUGGAAGAAUCUGCUGGGUGCUGGCGCGCAAUACGUGCCUCAGCCGAAGGAGAAGGCGGCGGGGAGCUCGCGGAGGGGGAAGAAGAAGGGGAAGGAUGCGCAGGUUGGUGACGUCCCGGCAUGAGAUGUUGGAUCGGGUAUAGGAUUUCGUGGCUAGUCAGGGGCAAUUCUACUGGGUACCCUGCAGGGCGUACUGUAUUGCGACCCGAUCUCAUGCGGGAUGGAUGCCUGCGCGAUGGCGUCCCGCUGGCGCCCUUGUUAGAGUUGGAGAUGUUCCUUGGGUCGAUGGCUCUGUUCCUUGUCGUCGUCAGAUGACCUCGGGCAUCAACAUCAACCAGAACAAGGAAGGUUCCAUUCGCGGACUGAGAGUGACCGUAACAGUUCAGAUUACGAGCCGCAUAGACGGUUUACGCAGGAUACACAAGGUAUUCAGGUCGAGAGCGCGAUAGCCAUUCGCGUGAAGGUGCAAAUCUUCUCUGUAAGUACGUGCAAAGGAAUAUUCUGAAAGGCGGAAGGAACAGGCGCAAGGGAUGGCGCAAACUGCGCACUGUUACAUGU